CCAGGAGCGGAGAUAGGGGGUGCGCAUGCGCGCCGCUGCUCCAGCGCAUCCGGGCUGGAGCUCGCCCGCCCCCUCCCCCGCCCGGAGCCGCCGAAGCGCCUCGGUGGGUUGCACCGCCGGAGGCUGGGCAGCUCUUAGCGCUGCUCGGCGCUGGACCCCACCCGGCCCGCGCAGGCCAAGCACACCCGGCCCUGUGCGGCUGCCCCCCCGCAGCAUUGCACGGCCGACCCUCGCCCGCCCACUGCCACCGGCUGCUGGACUGGCUGGGACUGGCUCGGCGCAGGGCACUGCUCCUCGGUGCAUUGCUGCUCGGGCGCCGCAGCCCGCAGCCGCCUGCCUCCCCCGGCCGUGCCCCUCCCCCGUGGAGCCGGCUGUCGGUCGGCGCCCACUGCCCGGCGGCAGCGGCAGAGCCAGGAAGCGCCGCGGCGGCCGAGCGCGCUCGCGCAUAGGGCCCUCUGGCCUUCCUUACCUAGGGCAGCCCGCGCCCCGGUGCGAGGGAGCGGUCCUUACCGAGACCCGCCCGGCCCGGCGGUGCAAUGAGCUUCUUCGGCUUCGGGCAGAGCGUGGAGGUGGAAAUCCUUCUGAACGAUGCGGAGAGUAGGAAGCGGGCCGAGCACAAGACGGAGGACGGGAAGAAGGAGAAAUAUUUCCUCUUCUACGACGGGGAGACUGUCUCCGGGAAGGUGAGCCUUGCCCUCAAGAACCCCAACAAGCGGCUGGAGCACCAGGGCAUCAAAAUCGAGUUCAUCGGGCAGAUCGAACUCUACUACGAUCGCGGGAACCACCAUGAAUUUGUGUCCCUGGUGAAGGACCUGGCCCGGCCUGGAGAGAUCACCCAGUCGCAGGCCUUCGACUUUGAAUUUACGCACGUGGAGAAGCCGUAUGAGUCCUACACGGGGCAGAAUGUGAAGCUACGGUAUACCAACAUCUUCCUGUACUUUCUGUUCCCCAGAUACCACUUGAAAGAUGUCAUUGUAGGGAAGAUAUACUUCCUGCUGGUGAGAAUCAAAAUCAAGCACAUGGAGAUAGACAUCAUCAAGCGAGAAACGACGGGUACAGGCCCCAACGUGUACCACGAGAACGACACGAUAGCCAAGUACGAGAUCAUGGACGGGGCACCAGUGCGAGGAGAGUCCAUCCCGAUCCGGCUCUUCCUGGCAGGAUAUGAGCUCACGCCCACCAUGCGGGACAUCAACAAGAAGUUCUCUGUGCGCUAUUACCUCAACCUGGUGCUGAUAGACGAGGAGGAGCGGCGCUACUUCAAGCAGCAGGAAGUGGUGUUGUGGCGGAAGGGUGACAUCGUACGGAAGAGCAUGUCCCACCAGGCGGCCAUCGCCUCACAGCGCUUCGAGGGCACCACCUCCCUGGGUGACGUGCGGACCCCCAGCCAGCUGUCUGACAACAACUGCAGGCAGUAGAGGCCCCCGGGGCCAAGAAGAUGCUGGGCGUCCACCCAGCACCCCCGUCUACCAACACCAGCGGCUGGGGGCGGGGGCGGACCUUGUGAGGCUCAGUUGACCCGUUACUUGCAACCUGAAAACAAAUCAUGUUUUUGACUUAAAUUCUUUUUUCUGGAGAAUCCAAGGGGCUUGGGGUGGGAAGCAGUCUCUCCUUGGGAUUCUGUGGCCGAUGUGGGAUAGGAGAGGUAGCAUCCUGGAAGCCAGCCCCUCUGGGGAACACGAGCCCCUUCCUCGCGGGGCUGCCUUGCGUCUUAGAGGAGGGAGAGCAGAGAGCACAGAGCACGCAUCCUUGGCUCCUGGCUCUCCGAGCUUCCUGAUACAGGAUCUGAGCAUGUCCCUGGGAUUCUGAGCUGCCAACAGGGCCCUGGGUGGUCACCUCUUGUACUCCCCUCUACUGUCCCUGAGGUAGUGGCAGGAGUUGGGCCAGCCACCACUAAAUGGCAGGGGGAAGACUCAUGAUUGGGAAGCUACCUCUUUGGGAAUCUUGGAUGUGGUGAUCUGAAGUUCCCACAGGCCACCUCCUUCCGGCCACUCACUGCUGGGACCCAGGCACCUCCCUUCUCCAUCCUCUCUGGAUUGUCAGUAAUGUCCUGGAACAGAAGCCUGUGGAAUGGCCUUGGGAACAGAGAAGCCCUGGGGUCAGUGUGGUGCAUGGAUGGCGGCAGUGUUGAACCCAGGAGGCUGAACCCAGCCACCAAGAAAGAUCAGUGCAUGGCAACUGCCUGCCUUCACGUCACUCCACUCGGUAACCCCAAGGUCUGGGCUGUUCUAGGUAUUACUCCAUGUGCCCCAACAAGCCCUUAACAAGAGGGCCUGUUUCCCUUAAGAAGCAAUCCCAGGAAGGGGCCUUGAUCCCUCCGCCUUGCUGAGAGGGAACCCUCGUCUCUCCUCACCCUCCAUUUCAUUUCUGGAAAUUGAGGUUUAGUUUCAAACCGUUGGCAAGGCUGUUCUUGCUAAUGCCCAAGCCCCUUUACCCCUCUCCCUAUAGGUUGCACAGGGGAGACCAGGGCCUCGGCAGAAGACUGCUGCCACACUUCCGGAUCAUUCUGCUUGCCAAAUAUGUCAUCUUCACCAGUUGACUGACCCAAGUUUAGGACCAUUGGUAUUGUGUGUUUAAAAAAACACAUAUAAAAAACUCUUGUGAGUAUUCUAGUUAUGCUAGAGAGGAAGGCACUUCUCCCUCUCUGGCUCUGCGCCGGGGCCUAUGGUAGCAAAGUUGUUUAGUGUCCUUUUUCUGCCUCCCCUGGAAAUGACAGGCAUUACUCUCCUAUUGGCCUCCCUUCCCUUUAUAGAAAGACCAAGCAGGUCCCACUGGCCAACAGGUGCAGCAUUUGGUGGUCGGAGUUCUCAGUAAUUUGGAAAGUUUAGGAGUUGGUUCCUGUGUCACCUUUCAGUUAGUGUGGGAAAGGAAGACUCCUGUUUUCCUGAGAUCAGUGCAGUCUCAGGCCUUUGACAGGGCUCAUGGAUCAGAGCUGAGACUGGAGGGAGAGGCAUUUGGGGUAGCCUGGGAGGGUGACUGGGGGCAGCAGAACCAAGGAAGGCAAGCUUGUUUCCCCCAUGCUGGGUCCUGUGUUCAGGUGCGACGCACAAUCCUCAUGGGAACAGGACCACCCAUGCGCUGCCCUUGAUGAUCAAGGUUGGGGCUUAAGUGGGUGAGGGAGGCAGGUUCUGGGUUCCUUGCCUUUUCAGAGCAUGAGGUCAGGCUCUGUAUGCCUCCUUUUCCUAGCUGAUAUUCUAACUAGAAGCGUUUGUCAAUUCCUUUGCCUCCCAACUGACAAAACACGUUCAUUUUCCAACCUUCCUAACAUCUUAAACCUUUCUUCUGGGAGAACUAGAAGGUAGAAUUUGCUUUGAUUCUCUCAGGCGCUGUGCACAAGCCAGGUCUUCUGUUUUCUCUUACUCUACCCACAGUCUUGCCUUCUCUAUCCAACUGUGAAAGUGAGGGGAGGCUCCUGUCCCCCUCUCUUAAGGUCCCCAAACCUGGGAGUGCAUAGGUACUAAAUCAAGCAGUGCAACUUGUAAUUAAGCAGCUGCAGUGUUUACAUGUUUCUUAAUGUGUCAUCUUUUCAAUGGCUGUAUUUUAAAAGAAGAACAUUUGUUUUAAUGGUCUUUCUGAUUAAAGGAAGCCCCUGUGGCUUUGGAGGCAUUGUGCCCAUGGUCCACCAA
Messenger RNA from Mandrillus leucophaeus (drill), 3626 nucleotides. RefSeq names its product vacuolar protein sorting 26 homolog B (S. pombe) (gene VPS26B). The transcript has 5 exons. The record is from RefSeq and is a predicted model, not a curated record. Bases 537 to 1418 code for a protein of 293 amino acids. Gene Ontology annotation, cellular component: endosome; retromer complex. Gene Ontology annotation, biological process: retrograde transport, endosome to Golgi; intracellular protein transport. Lineage: Eukaryota; Metazoa; Chordata; Mammalia; Primates; Cercopithecidae.